UUCAGCUCUACUGUAUGUAGGAAAUGUCCAAGUAUAAAUCCAGUACCGCCGGCAGGCAUCACUAAAAGAGGAAGGCUGCUGAAAGGGGCCUUGUUUCUCUUCUGCGCACACCAUGUCAAAAAGGGUCAGAAUCUACUCUCCCGAGGACCUCAAAGGACAUGUCGCGGCCUCUAGCUGUUGGGUCUCCUACCGAGGAAAGGUGUACGACAUUACAGGAUUCUUAGCUGACCACCCUGGCGGCCAAGAUGUCCUUCUUCGUCGUGCAGGCCAACCAAUUGAGGACGUCAUGAAUGACAAGAACGAGCAUGAGCAUUCGGAGGCUGCAUACGACAUGCUAGAAGAGUUUCUCAUUGGAAGAGUGGGCAACGAGGAGCAUACCUGCUCUCAGGACUGGGUCGCCGACGAGGAUUUCCAUCCAGAAGACACCGACCUCAAAGCGGAUUUUGCGAAGAAUGGGUUCUUGGAUUUGAGCAAGCCUCUGCUGCCUCAGGUAUGGUAUGCUAACUUCAGCAAAAACUUUUACCUCCAGCAAAUCCAUCAACCCCGGCAUCUGUCGUAUUCGGCUCGGCUGUUCGGGCCAGCCUAUCUUGAGGUGUUCACAAAAUGCGUGUGGUAUGCGGUGCCACUCGUCUGGAUUCCAAUCACGAUGUACCUUGCCCUACGUUCAAUCUUGCAGUUCAGCAUGCCGCUGCCUUCGGUCUUUGUGAACCCCAUACUCCCUCUGCAAUUCCUUUCCCAAGUCCCCCAAGAGUCCUAUACGAAAUUUGCGAUCUGCUUCUUCAUUGGAAACGUCAUCUGGACGAUAUUGGAAUACGGCAUGCAUCGGUUCUUGUUCCAUCUCGAUGAGAAUCUUCCCGACAAAGGUCCAUUUCUUACUCUACACUUCCUCUUACACGGCGUGCACCAUUAUCUUCCUAUGGAUCGACUGAGGCUUGUCAUGCCGCCGGUCUUGUUUACAGCGCUUCAGUUUCCCUUCACCCAGCUGGCAUACAAACUCUUCCCCACUCCGGUGGCAAAUGGAAUUAUAGCGGGAGCGUUCGCUUUUUAUGUUAUCUAUGAUACUAUGCAUUAUGCGCUUCAUCAUACCGACCUUCCAGCAUACCUGAAAGAACAAAAACGAUACCACCUUGCCCAUCACUACAAAAACUACGAGCUUGCCUUUGGUGUAACUAGUACGUCUAUUUUCUGUAGACCGAGACACCUUUAUGACAGGUUGUUGUAGGCAAGUUCUGGGAUCAUGUCUUUGGCACCGUUUUGCCGCUUUAAACCAGUAUUUUCUUGGACGAUAGACCACGUAUAUACGAUCGGACUCACCCAUUUUUUUACAUCU
Guyanagaster necrorhizus is the source of this 1330-nucleotide messenger RNA. RefSeq names its product oxidoreductase. Gene Ontology annotation, molecular function: fatty acid 2-hydroxylase activity; iron ion binding; heme binding. Lineage: Eukaryota; Fungi; Basidiomycota; Agaricomycetes; Agaricales; Physalacriaceae. The transcript is spliced from 7 exons. The coding region runs from base 113 to 1222 and encodes 369 amino acids. Gene Ontology annotation, biological process: fatty acid metabolic process; lipid biosynthetic process. The record is from RefSeq and is a predicted model, not a curated record. Gene Ontology annotation, cellular component: endoplasmic reticulum; membrane.